Gadus macrocephalus (Pacific cod) is the source of this 2295-nucleotide messenger RNA. RefSeq names its product peroxynitrite isomerase THAP4-like. The coding region runs from base 84 to 401 and encodes 105 amino acids. The transcript is spliced from 3 exons. Lineage: Eukaryota; Metazoa; Chordata; Actinopteri; Gadiformes; Gadidae. The record is from RefSeq and is a predicted model, not a curated record.
ACUCCAGUCUCAAACACGGAAGUAUUUGAUUUUCAUUUAUAUUCUGAAUCUGCAUCAGUGCUCCCGACAGGUCCACCUUAUCGAUGGCGUCAUUGGCGUGCCCGUUCUACCAGUCCGCUAAAUUAAACGAAGCCAUCUCUCCUCUGGAUUGGCUCCUGGGUAACUGGGAAUCAGUCGAGCCCGGAGAGGGGUCCUUCCCCAGCCUGAAAGAAUUCCGCUACACGGAGGACCUUCACUUUGCCCAAAUGGGAGAGCCCAUCAUCAGCUUUAUGUUCAAUGCCUCCGAUGCGGAGACGAAGAAGAUACUUCACAGGGAGUGUGGCUUCAUCCGAAUGCAGACCGGCACCAACCGAGUGGCGUUCAUCAUCGCACAGAACUCUGGUACUUCACAACGUUCCUGAUUCAGAAUAAUAGGCUGACAUGCAAUAGAGCAGAACACGUCAACAUCACAUGGAGGGAGCUUGACACCCAUCCAACGGGUUCUGAGUUUAACCCAAAUAUGUGUAGCCUCUCUUUUGAAAAGAUGCAUGCAUCUGACUUUCCUUUGUCUGUAGUUUGGGCUUAAAGGUGUGAGGGUGAUUAGCCAUUAAAAGCUGCUUGAAAAUCUGCCUUUUCCUGGGUUUUAGUGGCAUCACAAGUGGGCGUGUCUGCCUAGAUGUAUGAUGGUUAGGCAACAUUUGCUACAGUCUACAUGGUAGGCUGGCGGGACUGAUCUAUCCAGCACUAAUCUAGGUGGACACUCCAACUCGGGAUGUCACUAAAGCACAGGAAAGGGCAGAUUUUCAAGCAGCUCGUAAGGGCCAUUCACACUCACACCAGGUGGCAGAAUAUCACCCCCUUUAAUCAAAAGUCUCUGAUAUAAGAUGUGACGGCCCACUUGGUGACUGUAUCUACAUGCCUGAUAGCUUUCAAGUCCCCCGCCGUAACGACAUGUCUGCAAAGAAAAAAAUCAGGUUUGCGUGAUCUGACACUAACCUAGAUUUGAAAGCGCGCUCACACAAAAAGCGACGGAUGACGCGACUCCAUACAAAGUCAACGUAUAGACGCCUGUCGUCUGGAACGCAUCUAUACGUUGACUUUGUAUGAAGUCGCCCCGUCGCUUUUGGUGUGAACUCGGCUUGAGAGGCGCUUUCCCUAUACUCUCUCUCCCAUUCACUCUAGCACUCAAUCGACGGGGGAAUUUGUGUUUUGGGACGGGUCAGAAUAUUCGUUUUUCGAGGGUCAAGAUUCCCUUCAAAUAUAAAGUUUUUCACAAGCCAUAACUUUGUUUCCCUGGAACCGCCUGAGGGGCAGGCAGUUCAAUUCAUUUUUCACAAUUUACCAGCUCUCCUUUUGAAGACCGAAUCACCGCGCCAUUCGUUUCAAUGGGGUUCGCGAUGGUCUAUACUUUCAACAUAAAGUGUACAUAUUUCGGGGGCUUAUUUUCCCGAUAAUGACCGGCGUUCUGUAGGCCUACAACAUUAUCCAUUACAUAUAUCAUACAAGUCCUGACCAACAUAACGGUUGUGCGUGAGGGACAUACGAACGAACGCUUACCACUUUUGUAAAUGCCAUAUAUAGGCCUACAGUAUGCUCGGAUUGUAUGAUAGGAAUAGAUCUAUUCCGAUUAGAAAUCGGAUCAGAAAUGUCCAUGUAAACGCGGAGGACUGUCGGCAAGCGCUUCCGAACCUGGCGUGAUCUCAUUGCCUCACUAUCAUUCGCUCAGUGAACUGGCUGCUGCUGCUGCGGCUGAGUGCGAGCUGUGGAGCACACCCACUGACUAGCCUCUGCGUGCAAGGAGUAUGGCUGAGAGUUGGAGCGGCUCGCUGCACAGACACGGACGUUAUUUUAAUAAAUAUCGAUACUAAAAAAAUCUGCGAAUCGUUUUUUUGCGUGAGGGUAUCGUGAUACUUUCUAGUAUCGGUAUACAGUACAAACAAUAAGUACGCCAGUAUGCGAUUAGUUAAAAGCGGGGAUUGUUUACUGAACAGGCCUACUAGGCCAAGGAUCCUAAGAGCUCUGGUGCCCUAUACAAAGAUGCUACUGUAUUAUAGGCUUAUAUUGGGUUUGUUAAUUUCAUGUCUUAAAUGUUGUCCAUUUAUUUCCACAAAAUGAUCUAUCACUUAAGGGUCUAUUUAUCAAAUGUUCUCCCAGGGGAGCAUACCCCUGGAUCCCGCUUGACUAUUAUGUUGAUCAGGGCAUAUAUCUGCCUAUAGGGGCCCGCUAACCUCCCAGGGAAAAAAGUUCAGGCUCAGGAUUUUCUUCUUUCACCCCUGUAUCUAUUUUGUACAUGAUUCAGCUGAGACUCUGGACUGU